CCAUUGUGCGAAACGUCGUGUGCCUUACAGCUACUCCUUUGCACCUGUCGCAAUUAGAUCACGAACGCGAGCUUUCAUACUUCUCAACAGACGAUACACGGAACGACAAAAAAGACGUAUAUCUUGCAGCGAGAGAAGAACGUCUCGAAAAAAACAAUUGCAUCGAGAGUCAAUCACGGAGAGGCCAAUCGCGAAAAAACAUGUUUCUUGUGUAUCGAGUUUUUCAGUUGCGCAUAACAUAUAUAUAUACAUAUAUACACAUAUAUACACGGAUGUAUAUGCAAUAAUGAUGAAUUUAUCCAUGGCACGUCGCAGUAUUCUAUGUAAUACCGCUACUACCGGUGCUUAGCGGUAUCGUGGCGCUUCUCUUUCGUUGAUAGUGUCAGUUGUAACAGUGACAAUCCGAUAGAUUUUAUUUACACGACAGGAGGAAUCGCGGUCCUUCGAAAUUACGAUCGUCGAUCAUUGCUACAGGACCAUGAGUGACGUAAUCUGUAAGCCAUCGAGUAAUUCAUCACUGGUUAAGCAUGUAUGAUAGGAGAAAAGUCUCGAUAGAAAUGUGAAACGCGAGAGUAACGAGAGGUGGCAAAAUAAUAUUACUUGUAUGUUCUCAUAUGCAAAUACGUUCUAAUAGUUUUGUCCGAAGUUACGGGAAUAAUAAAUAAUCAUGAACGAAUCAUACGUGGAACAAUCGCGAGAAGUGAUUGUUUUAAAUCGUGAUUAUUAUGACAGAUUAUUUUCUGCGAUUUUCGGAUAAGUCGUUAGAGUCUGAGCUUCUGUUUGACAAUACCGUAUCCAGAAUGAAUACGGUAUUAUAUCGAUCGAAUGGAUGAAAGUAGAUCAAACACACGUUUGUUUGUGCAUAAAGCAACCCAUGUUUACGUCUAAUCGAAAUAGGAGGUUAUAGGAGGCAGUAGCCAUUAACGCCUGGCAAGGAAUUUUCACCUGAAAAUAUAUAUCUUAUAAUGAUAAUCAAGGCUUGUCGCCUGAAUUACUAAAAUUGGCUAUAUGAUAGAGGCGGCAACAGCAAUAAAUAGACAAUCUGAUCACUUUGGAAUCCGACUGGAUGCGAGAGAGUAAUUAUGCGAUGAAUUUGAUCGUGUAACGACACGUACAUUCGCAUUUUCUUGCGCUUCAAAUACAAGUGACGGCAAUUUUCAACUUGCGAGUGAUCAAAUAGCAAAAAGUGAAAAGUUUCAGACGGAACGAAAUUGAGUGGAACUUCGCUAACUGUGCGCAGGAACUCGUCGCCAACUCGUCGCAUUAACCUUAUGGGUAAUGGGAAUCAAUAGAAAUUUGCGUCGCUCGUUCGGAGUCCGAUUCGUGCUCCUCCACGGAGUUCAUUGUGCUUCCCUCUAGGGGUAAAAUUCGUUGGGGAAUUUUUACACACACAUAAACUACACGGCACGGCAAGUAAAAUCGUACUUAUCUUGUCCGCAAAAAGAGAAAAGUGAAAUAUCUUACAAGAAAAUUACACAAAUUGGAGAAGCAAUUUGUGUAAAGAGAAACGAUAAAGAUCACUCGAAAGAGAGUCGCACACGUGACUCCUAACUUAAUAGAACAAGUCUCUCUAUGAGGUUAACGGGUGAGUAGAUGAAGCGAGUGUUUUACGAUAUACGAUUUUCGCAUCGCACAAAAUGGAGUAGAAAAUCGUGAGACGAGUUACGUUAACGGUUCGACUUAUUGGCACGACUUGGUCCGCUCUUCUUAUGAUUUCAUCUAUGAGACUGACAAAGAAGAUGCAUUGAGCCACGGUUAGUUCCGAGUGAUAUUAAAACACGUUGUAAUGACGACGCACGAUCGUUCUCGUUGUUCCUUCCCGUUGCAAUGAACAUCACAGCGUUGAUGCAAGCGAAGCAAGCUCGUCAUCUUUUUCGAUACUCUAGUUCUACACACGGCGUUGCGGACGACCAUAGAGAGCGCUGUGAGAACGUCGAAAAAAGGAAAUCAUGAGAGGCGAUUAGUGCUGUCGUAACUACAUAUUGUGCGUAGUGUAAUUUUGUGCGUCGGUUCGGGGAAAAAAACGGGAAGGGAGACACGUACCGACGAAACACACGUUGUUACACGAUCGAGCGGGGAGGGAAAGAGGAAAGGGCUGAAACGCUCCGGACGCAGGAUCGUACUGAGAAACAGAGGACGAUCAAUGCAUCGCCUGCCGAUUCUCCCGAGUGUAAUGAUUUAUCAGGGUGAUCAAGAACAAGGUGCAAGAUGGACGAAUACGACAAAAAAUUCGCAGAAAUGCAAAAGUAUAUUCCAUUCUUGGAAGCGAUGAUUGAGAGGCUACAAAACGUCAAGGAUAAGUCCCGAGAAUUUCAGUUGCAGAAAAUGCAGGGUCUUCAUGGAAUCUUAUCAGAUAACAAGCGAAAGCUAAAAAUCGAGACACUACAACGGUGUGAGGAUGUUUUGCAGAAACUACAUAGUAGAGUAGAAAAGUUUCAGGGAAACGCGCCUGGUUUACAAUUACCAGCUAAGCAGAACGAUGUUAUCACGUUGCAACCUUCGAUAUUGCUAGAGGAUGCAAAGUCGGAUCAAAAUGACCAAGUGGAGCAAAAUGCGGAAAAAGUUAUAGAUCUUGACGAGACGCCGGCGAGUCCAGAUCCUAGCGGAUCUUCCAGUCCUGAUUGUCAAAUUCUGCCCAUAGUAAUUCCUACCGAGCGCAGCACGAACUUACUUCGGGAGAAAUGCGAUAGACGACAAACGAAGUCUAAUAUAAUACCAGUUAUCACACUUACGGAUAAUAAUACGAGAAGUAGCGAGUCGCCCGUGGAUUCCAAUAUGGAUGAUGUCAUGUUCAACGAGUGGGAGAUGCUGGAAGAAUCGCAUAAUGCAAAGAACAAAAGUGAUUGGAAGUCAGUGACCUCCGAUAAUGACGUAGCAAUUGCAGCAAAAUUGGUCAGUAGUAAUCUGCCGCAAAAGGUUAAUGACGGCAGCAGAAAUUAUGCGUUGGGUUCACGAAGUGUUCCAGUGCCUUCUCGAUUUCCAUCAGUUCUGGAAAAGAACAAAUUGAAUGUAGACAUUUCGGAGGAAAGUUUAUCCAGGCCGGAAUCACCUGUAAACGUUCCGGAGGUGAGACUUAACUCUCCCGAUCCUGAGAUAUUGUUCGCUAGACCUAGGGUCACGUCACCCAGGUUGAAGGACAAUUACAACGUACCGAAGACUGUAUCGAUACCGCCAUCGAUACCGCUCUUACUUUCGCCGCCUGCCUCCAGUAAACCUCCGUUAUCCAUGGAAGAUCUGGCCAAGUUGCUAAAUGAUGAGGGCGAGGCCGAGAAAAAGGGUGACAAGGCAGACGAGGACAUCACAAAGCACAAAAACGACUCGAGCAAGCACGAGAUGAGUCUGGUAAAUAAAGACGGCAAAACUACAAAAAAUUUAUCAUCUGACGCGGUCAGAGAAAGUGAAAAGCGCUGGGAAGAGGUGAACAACCAUAAUAUUAAAUUUACCACUAGAAAAUCCAUUUCAAACAUCGGAGCGACUUCGGUUGUAAAGCUAAACGAGAUGAAAAGGCCGCCUUUUCCAUCAAAUGAUCAUAGAUCGGCGCCGCAGGUAUCUUCUCCGGGUUCAAAGUUUCAAGAACCGCGUUAUGCGGAUAAUUAUGAGAAACAUCCUCGUCAGCGUGAUGUUCAUGGUUACGAGGGUGUAAAGGACAAGCUGGUUGUCCCCAAUGCCGCUGUAGAAACGUCACCUCAGAUUCAUCUAAAUGUCAUGAACAAACCGGACGAGAGGAGCAAUUCGUUGUAUCAAAGGCGGCCGAGCGUCGUACCGUCGGAAGGAUGGAAGGAUACGGUAACUCCAUCCAGGUCAGAAAGUGAAUUCGUGAUAGAAGGCAUCGACUACUACAAUAUGAAUCAGAUGCAUUGGCCAUCUUCCGGUACUACUGGCGACAAUCAGUUUAACAACGCGCAAUGGACGUCCCCCCCCGUUUACGGUGGAAUAUCCAACCCAUCCUUACAACCACCCGCUCAGCAUUCUUACCAACAUCCGAUGGAGCCACAAUUCAGACCGAAUCAAUUUCCGUCGAAUUUACCCGCUGGACCCAGACCGCUGAUCAGUCCUGCUGUGCGACCUCAGGACAUAAAUCACGCGGCGAGACCGGAAAAUAUUCGAGAGGAUAUACUUCCUUUAAGAUCUACUCCCGGAUUUCCGGUUACUCCGCAAUAUAGAGGCUUUCAAAUUCAGGGAUCUUACGAUCAGGCCUUUGAUAGGCCUUCGGUGGAUUACGCUCACGGGAGACCGACCUGGAAUGAAUCCGCCAACAGAGCAAGCGACGUUACUUAUGAGAAUAUAAUUCCUUGUGGAAUUCAGACCGCAGAAAAUUCGACAAUUUCUUAUCCGCGACCUAAUACACCUUGUCCUUGGGGUUCGCGAGACAACAGAUGCAACAGAGGUCGCGGAAGAGACACGUAUUACAACGACAGAAGCAGGACGGAAGUAAGGCCCAAUUUCAAUCGCGAUGUGCGCCGAUCCGAUUGGCCACGGGACGGUCAUUCUGAUCGAGAAAAUCCUCCGAAUCGCUUCGCGAAUCGGGACCCGCGCGUUCGUACUUCCACAGAUCAUAAUGUGACGAGCUCAAGUCAGGCCAAAGAGACCAGCGCUUCUGUUAGAGAUCCACGUCUUGCCAAAGAUAAACACGUAAAUACGCCAGUUAAAGCCAAAGAUACCGUUCAAAAUGAGCGAGAUCCGAGAAAACGGCCACCGUUCAAUUCAACUGUGAAAACUACGACGCCAACAAAAGAGAAGUCGAAGUUGAAAAAAUCUGAGAAGGAAAAGGUUGAUAAAUUGCCAAAGGAUAGGAUGCAGUCGCCAUUGGAAAGCCUCUAUGGUGCGAUCGAUACGACGAAGUCUUGUCAAGGUUCCGGUCUUCAGAAGUUUCGAAUUCCGAAGAUCAAACGAUCCGAAUCGUUGCAGCCGACUUCCAUCACGAACGAAUCAAAGAGAAGUGGGAUUACAUCAUCCAAAUUACCACGUGCAAAGAGCAAUAGCAAAAAGAGCAACGUUCUGAAUAGUUCACGUUCUGAAAAUAUUGGUAAGGAAGAUACGAACGCUGAGGUGAGCAGCAGCAGCGAUAAUACCACAGAGAGUUUUAGCCAACUGAGGCAAAAUGAUGUAUCAUCUUUCGUCGAGGAGACAAAUAGGAAUGAAAUAAAGAUUGGCGAGGCGGACUCGGUGACGAAUGAUUCCAAGUCUAGCGAUAUUGCCACUGACGAGGGCAAGAAGGAUGAGUCUGAAGCAGACGGGGCAAAAUUCAAGGAGGAGGUGACGCAAGAAUGGGUUGAAGCACUGAUCAGGAAGUCGUUCGAGUCUGGGGAGGGUAAAAAGUUGGUUGAGCAAGCGAAGUUGAUACAAAAGCUCGGAGAGGCGCUAAAGGCGAAGAAAUUUGAGAAGAUCAAGAAGAUCAUCGAUUCUGAAUCUGAGAGCAGUAACUCGGAUAAAGAAGCGAUUGAACCGAGAAAGUCGCAAACUAAGAAAAAGAGGCGAGUAAUCGUGUCAGAUAGCUCAGAUGAUGAAUGUCUUGCGGAGAGACUCGGAAUUUUAAAUACGAGCAUUGAUGCGAGUGACGAAAGGCCAGUAGUAGCAUCGAAUAAUUUGAAUGAGAAGUUAACUAAAAAUGCGAAGGCAAGUGACAGGGGAGCAUUAGAAAGUAGUAGUGAAAAGCGUGAUGUUCAAACAGAUGACGACAAAAGUACAAAUGUAGAGAAUGAUCGAUUAGGAAAUAAUGAAAAAAUUGAUAUUCGGUUAGAAAGUAAUAAACUUAUUAACAACUCGGUAAAUAUCAGAGACAAAAAUAAUGAUAAAGGGAAAAUGCAAGUAGAUGAACACGAUAAAGUCGAUCGAAUCUCGCAAGAAAAAUCGAAGAAUACAAGUGGCACAGAACAGUUGUUAGAUCCGAAUAAAAAUCCAUCAGACAUGGAGCCUACUGUUUCCAGUGCAAACGGCCGAGUUGACGAAAUUUCUGAUGAUAAACCGAAAGUAAAAACGAAGAGAAGAAAUUCUUUGGAAAUGCUACAGGAGGAUAUCAGGGAAAUGUUCAUUAGCGAGGGUGUAGUAAUGGCAACAGGCUAUCGGAUGUGCCGAAAAAAGGAAGCCUCUGGAAUAAACUUAAACACAUCAUUGGGUAAUUUUAGAAAGGACGAGACAUUAAGUAUACUUGAUAAAAAGAUAACGGAGCCGCAGAAUUCCGAAGCGGAUGAAUCGAUAGCGAACAAUCCUAAGUUAAAAAAGACCUUAAAAUCGAACAAAUCGAAAACCAAAAAUAAAAAAGACGUUAAACGAGCGACACCACGUAGUUUGCGUUCCAAGGAGCCCAUUCCGAAUUCUGACAGCGAGGAAGAUCAACCAUUAGCUCUGCGUACAGAGAAAUUAUUAAACAGUACUGGUAACAGCGUGCUGGAUCAAGAAGAGGAUCAUGAUGAGGAAUUGCGCAAAUCUAAGCGCGUUCUGCGUAAGGAUUCUGUAAAAGAGCCACGAGUGGUUGUGGAGAAGACGGAUAUCGCAAAAAUUGAUUCAUCCAAAGUGAUGUUCGAUAGUUCAUCCGAUGAGAGCUUCGGGAUAGAUGUGUCUGAAUUAGCUGCCGCUGUGGAUAUUUCGCCCCCAGUCUCAAACCAGGAGAAACCGUCCGAUCAGGACUCAAGUGGCGGAUUCGCAGUGGCGAGUUCGAAGCAACAAAGAAUUGCGAAAAGUAAUAAAUGCAACACGAAGCAGAAGAAAUCGUCCUUCAUCGCUGACGAUAAGAACGAAGAUGGGAUAUCUCUGACAGACGACGAGAGCGCGACGUCCGAUAUCUCUAUGUCGAGUAGUACAAUUGUGGAGAAGAGAACGAACGGCGGUUCAGCUAGAACGUCCACUAAGGAGGAGUUAUUAAGUAAUUUACUGUUUGGACUGGUGCCGACGACGACGAGGAGGAAAAGUUCAAUUGAUAAAGGCAGUGAAGCAGACUUUGACGAUGAUCCAGUGACUGUCGAGACGAGCGCGAAGAAGACUUCGGUGAAGAAAAAGAAAAAGAAAUCCAGCUGGCAAAUGGGUAUAGUGUCUACUAAAAAGAAGAAGAAGAAAAAGACAAUAGCUUCAACAGCUUCUUUCAAAACCACUCAAACAAAUGCUGAAGAGACAAGUGAAGCAACAACUAUCUUGACGAACACCGUAGAAGAUAUUAAUGUUGCAGCGACAGAAAAAACUUUGACGGAAAGUGCUGUCGAUGAGCACCUUGUAAAUGCGGAUGUAGAUCCUGUAGAUAUUAGUUUCGAGAAUGUUAAACCGCUUAUAAGUACGAAUAGUUCUGAUGUAAAUAAUACGAAAUUAAGUGAUCUCGCUGCGGUCGAAACUUCGAAUGUAGAAUCAUUUUUAGAGCUUUUCUCUUUCGAGGAGAGUAAGCCGAUAGUGAAGUCGGAGAAGGAGAUAGAAGAAGCAGAAAGCACGAAUAAUAUCGUUACCGCGCCAAGUAGUGACACUGAUAAGAUGACCACGAGUUUUGACCACGAGAAGAAAUCACGAAAGAUCGUUUACGAUGAGAUAAUGGAAGAGAUGUUCCGUAAGAUAAGUGUCAAUCGUCUGAUGGAUUACGUAUGGACUGGCCAGGACAAGUACAAGUGCUUGCUGUGUAUCUUCACGGGUAAGAACAUCGUCCACCAUUACAAAAUAAAUCAUCCCGGUAGGGAAGUGCUGAUCGCGCGUCUCAAGUCGGUGGAUGCUCGGGCCGCGAUGGCGGAUGCUGAAAAUGAUAGGACGAGACCUGCAGGGACUACGGUAACGGAUGAGGUGUGCAAGUUUCGUUGUAGAUUCUGCUGCUUCGUGACGGAAGGCGCAGCGGACGUAGCAAUCGAAGCGUUCUAUGAACAUUGCACUACGCACACGGGCGAAUACAGGUUUCACUGCAACAGUUGUCCGUAUCAAGCCGUGGCCAAGGCGUCCAUGAGGACGCACUAUUAUAAAAUGUGUCGCAAACACAAUGAUACGUUCAGCGAGUCCGCGUCCGAAGACGAUGUGCCGAGAGAGGGUGGCGUCUAUGGCUACUUAUGUCGUGAGUGCAAUUAUGUGCAGCUGAAGCGAAGCAACGUGGAGGCUCACGUGGCGUUUUGGCAUCGGAAUGCCAAGAACAUUGAAAUCCUGAAGAUUAACAUGUCUGUGAUGACUACCGAGGUCGCCGUGAGUUGCAACGAGGCGUCGCAAGAGUCAAUGUCCCUCAAUAUAGAGAAGUCUUUUGCCGUAGAGACAAAGUUGGAGCUCUCUGAGCCCGAGAAUGCGGAUGGUAGGAACGUAGGAUCGGAGGUAGAUAUGAGAACAAGGGAAUCUCAAGAAGACAACGGCAAUAUUAGCGAAGAGUGCAGCAGUGUGCACGAACCAAAAACAGAGGAAAGCAUCCAGAUUAAGGAAGAAGAAAUUGAUGAGAAAUCUAAGGUAUCUCAAGGAGAAAAUUCGGAAAAUUCGGUAAACACUGGUAAUCUGAGCGCAUUCGUUUGCCCACCGGAGCUGGAGAACAAGGAAGUCGAGAUACAACGGGAACGACAGAAAAUGAUGCAGGAAGUCGCUAAUAGCAUCCUGUUGAAAAACUUUUCCAAAUCAGAUUUGUCCAUAAUAGACAAGUUGCAGGACAAGAUGCGUACGGAUGCGGUCGUUAACUCUAGUCCCGAGUGCAAUGCGAUGCAAUACGAUGCAACGAGUACUCUAGAAACAGUGAGUCCUCCAUUGUCCGUUAUGUAUCAAACAGCAGAGUCCUUAGAAUCUGUCAACAACAUGAUUAUUAUGGAGGAUCCAUUGUGCCAAUCAAGUAGUCAAGCAUCGAGUAGCCAAGAGGAUCGAUCUUCGCUCAUAGAAGAACAGUCGGUCGGCGAUAGAUCGGCAGUAGCGGACAACGUAGGCGGCAAGGUGGAUACGAAGAUUUGGGACCCCCUCGCGAUCAUGGAUCCGUGCAAAAAGGACGACGACGAAAGCGACGGUGAGAUCAGUGACAAUGAACACUCGGCGCCAGUCUUCGAAUCGGACUCCAGCAGCGAACAAUCAGACUCCGAAACGACGGAUGUAAACAUGAUCCUGAAAGAGACGUCCAACAUGAACGUGUCUUCGUCACGAGACCCGAUGUUGACAACGAUUCAGAGACUGGCCGCUCAGUUGCAGAGCGCCAAACCGUUGGAGUCGAUGCCCGAAAUGCUCGAGAGCAAAAUGGAAAUCAAAUGCGAAUUCGAAUCGUUGAUCCCGAAACCUCCGGAUGUUGUAUCAAUUGCCGAUGCUGCGCACUCACAAAAUGCGGAGCCAGAACAAGUGUCAACAUCGCGCAGUGAUUUUUCACUCAAUCCGCCAAAGAACUUUAUCAGGUUCAGGCGAUUGAGUGGUGACAUGCUGUCCGUGCCAGCGCAGUUGUCGGAUGAUCGAGAGAACGCACGAGCCGCCAAUGCAGAUGGAACUGAAGUAAACAGCGCAACGGAUAUGUUACAAACGGACACGGAGGAAGAGUGUUCAUUCUUGAAGAUCGCAAAUGUGGUGAGCCUUGCACCAAGAUCCGAUGGCAGUGAAACUGAAAGUUUUAUUGUGAACAACAUCAGAAAGGCGGUAGAAAUCUCUCCCGCGAAGAACAAGAUAUUGUCCUUGAAGAAGGCAAAUCAACCUUUGAUAUUAAAGAAGGUGAACGUUAUAACGCAACCCCUGGCGAGUUCGAGUGCGCAAGGUCACAUGCAGUCGGUCACGUCGGAGCACUUGACCCUACUCCCGAUUAAAAGUUUGCCGGCGUCCGUCUCGACGAAGCCCGCUACCGCUCAUCUGAGAAGCACGAACUUCAUGCCUAUCGCUCCAAAGAUCAUUCAUUCGUUGGAUUCUAAUAAAGUGACUUUCCAGUCGCUAAGCAAAACUCCCGUAUCGAGUCCAAUCACCACGCGACCAAUAGCCGUCUCGUCGGCAAAUCCGUCAUCAAAUGUGAAUUACAAGAUCCAGUUCAAAAUGGUGCGCACGCCCACGGUGAUCAAACCUAAAGACCCGCCAGCCUCGUCCGUCGUGAUUACGUUGAAGUCCAUAGACGCUUACACGACGAUGAUGAAGAAGCCGAAGCUCGUCCACUUUUACAAGUGCAUGAGCCGCGAUUGUCACUACACAAGCGAUUCGCUCAAGUUGUACGGCCAACACUAUCAUCAGCAUCACGAGGAGACCAGCAAACAGAACAACGUGCCACCGCAUGAUUUUCAGAAAUGCGCAUAUUGCUACAUGACUCUAAACGAUUGGACUAACAUGAAGAGUCAUUUGUGGGAGAAGCACAGUCAUUGUCGGUACCAGUGUGCGUAUUGUUUCUAUCGCGCGAUCGUGCCGUCUUACGUGCAACAACAUCAGGCGCUGCAUCACGCGGGCAACAAAUUGUGCUUCCUAAUGGGUAAAAUGAUCAAGCUGGCCCAAGUCCGAGAAGACGUUAAUCGUAAAGAUUACACGUUGCCAUUUGUAUGCAAUCACGAUUGUGGAAAAGCUUUUUACGCAUUUGAUACAUUUGUCAAGCAUUUAAAGGCGAAACCAGCGUCCCCUUCAUUCUCAAAACAUUUAUACAAAUGUCACUUGUGCACUACCACUUGUGGGACGAUAGAAUUGCUAAUGUCCCACUACAAGUUGCAUGGCUUUUCCAAAUACCAGUGUUUAUAUUGUCUAUAUGGUGCUGAGACUCUAUCUGAAGUGCAUCAGCAUUUGAGCUCCUUUCACUACGAUCGAUUGCCUCACGCUCUUGAACGCACGCUUCCUUCAACGUCAACACGCCAGUUAGACGUUGUGGAACAACUUAUUCUACGAACUUUCGACGAUAUUAAACGAUAUAUCAUAAACGCUAAUGAAGGAAGUGAUGAUUUGAACGCUGCUGGUUCCAAAAAGAAUACCUCCAUAAAAAACGUAACAAACGAUCAAAUUUCUAUAGCUUCGUUAAAUGAGACUGUUGUGGCAUCCAAUUUCCUCGAGGGUAUCAACGAUAGUCCGAGUAAUGCGGAAAUUGCUGCCAAUAUUCCCAAUACUUCAGCACAGCAGUGCAAGGAUUCGUCUCUCGGCGCUAUUAUUAAAAAUAUUAGUAACAAUGCUGCCGAGAAACAACUUUUAAUAAUAAAUGAAAACAAAGCGUUCUCGCAGUCGGAGAAGACAAAAUUGAGUGAAUACGCGACAAAUCAGAUAUUUCACGAGCCGGAAUUGGAACUGCUGUCGUCUGUAAACGAGAACGCAGUGGAUCCGUUAAACUGUUCGAGCGAAUUCAGCUGUAACGAUGAAUUCGUGAAUACCAAUCUUCUCGAUAAUCCCGAAAUAUUGAAAAGUUUUGGCAUCAACUCUGAUACGUCCUUCAAGGAUAGUACAGCGGCAUUAGAAGGUAAGACGGACAGAACGGAGGACAGUGAUGUCGAGAUACUGGAGAACGUUGAAAGCGAGAAAAAGAUUGCAGAAAAAAGAAAUGUCGAGGACAAUAAAAAUCAAACGAUGAAUCCGGAACCUUCGAGAAAGAAUACCGAGAAAAGUGAACAGUUCGUGUGCAAUAAAGCUGAGGACAAAUGUAUCCCUGAGAAUACACCGACAAGUUUUGUUGACGUAGGUACGCAACAGGAAAAACCUUUGACCCUGGACGAUAUUAAAGAUACCGGUCGUACCGGACUUGACCUGUACAAAUGUGGGUGUCCGAAUUGUAAGUUUGCGGCACCCAACUCGUCUCUAUUGCGAACGCACAUGAAAGAAUGUACUAUCGGAAUGUCCAUCAAAAAUCUGUUUUGUGCACAUUGCAAGAAACGUUUUGUCAAAAUCGGAUUUCUCCUGGAACACUUGAAGGCUCACGGACUAAAGCGCUUCGGAUGCUCGCAGUGCAAAAUGAGAUACGCGGUCUCGUAUCAAGCUACCGCUCAUAUGAAGACAAAACACAAAUUCCCCAACACGAAAUUGGUGCCCGCGGAUCCAACAAAUCCAUCGGUCGAUGGUCUCUUCGUCGUGCAUGCAAUUCCGUUUGACGAACGAAAAACCAAGAAACGUAAAGGUGGAAAAUCCGGGAUGGAUCAAGAAAAAGAAAAAAUGGAUAACGAGAAAUUAUCCUUUAAUCCAGAUGAGAUAGAGCAGUUACCACGUCAGGCAAUUUACAAUCGAGAGAUACAGUGUGCCAUGUGUCCUUAUACUACGAAAGUUCGAACAAACAUAAUCCGACAUCUGCAAUUACAUGCUAAGGAUGAAACUGUACCCGAGACAGGGCCAGUCAAUCCUGUCCCUUGUUUGGAUAAGAAGGAAAAAAUGUUCGACAAAAUGGUAAAUUUGGCAAGCAGUUCGCAUCAGAAUGGCCGAAUGGGCGGAAAGAAACCGAACGAAACUGUUAAAGAAACCGAACAGGACAAUGGCAUACCAAAGUAUGUACCGGAACAUAAAAGGUAUGUGUGUGGCGUAGCAGAAUGCAAUUAUCUAACGGUGGAUGAGGCGAUGCUAAGGUAUCACUUGAAGGCCCUACAUUCAGAAGAACCGUAUUUCCGUUGUCCACAUUGUCCUCCACCAAUAUCCGGCCAAGAGAGCCAAAAUAUAGCGAUCGAUAAAAUGGGCGUUCACUUAAAAAUGCACGAUACGAGGCUGUAUAAAUGUUCCCAUUGUAAUCAUCAUCAUUAUCACAGUGUUGAAAUGUCACCUAGGCACGUUGUGGAACGGCAUCUCACCGACAAGCAUCCUGAGAAGAGACCUUUCGUGAAGGUAAUAAGGGAGCUGGAUGGCACAGAGAACAGUCAGCAAUCGAGUCAAGAGGAAGCGGAGGAGGAAGUGCCUGAUCCGAAUGGCAAUCACUGGAAGUGCAAUCUCUGUGACUUCAAGUGCAUUUACAAGGCCGAUAUAUCUACGCAUGCGACAACCGUUCACGACGAAAAUUCACAGUACAAGUGCACCCUGUGCACGUUUAAGACGAAUGCAAAAAUACUUGUUGAACAGCACAUGAGUAGUAAGCACGUGAACGAUUCCAACGUCGAUUACAUCACGGUGUAUCAAAAAAUCAAAGGAAUCAGUAAACGUAACGCGGAAGCCACCGAGCAGGGCGGGCAGGAGGAGCCUUUUGACACGACGCCGCUUUGGACAAGAAGCAUGCCGCGGAUUCGGCACAUCCGCGGAAUCCUUUUGGAGGAGGAGAUCGAAAGCUUGACGAUGAAUGAAGCUCCUGUUUCCUCGGCCUCGAAGGUGUCUCUGGGUAAACGCAAGAGUGACGUGGACGUAUUCACGAAAUCAGCUAAAAUAAAAUCAACCGGAAAGUCAGCGUCCCUCGACGAGAAUAGCAGGCAAUCUAACGAGAAAUCGAAGAGAUCUCUGUCGUGCGAGAAGCUAUACGGUGACGGGGAAGGUGACGAACAAGCUACGAAGAAGAGUGCACAAAGCAGGAUUAGUUUGCACAACGUCGAUGCCAAAUCGCCGAAAAAUUUGAAAGUAGACGCGACUGAGCUAAGUGACGUUAGUGAUUCGGAUGUCGGAAGAUUCGGGCCUUACGGUAAACCGGAUGGUAAUCUGUACAUCUGCACGCUGUGCAAUCACUUCAAGACAAAGUACAAGCACGAUAUGAGAGAUCAUCUUUAUAGAGAGUUGAAUUAUGCGAGAUGGCACUGUAAAGCGUGUGGAUAUCUAUCAGUAAAUCGUAAUGCGUUAUUGCAACAUUUCGGAAAGCGUCACAAUACAGCGUGCGCAGAACACGAACCACUUUCACCGGACAACGCGAUUGAAGAUUGGGUGAUGACUCUGCUAAAAAAGCAGACCGAUAUGAUAAAAGCGUAUCAACACGCCAAUGCUCCGUGUAAAACAAUUAAGACACACGGCACGAGUGCAGAAGUUGAUAAAACAAUUUCCAUGAAGGCAGUUGAAGGUAACAAGAAAACUGUGAGUCUCGCAUCUACGACCACCCAUUUGCAGAAUGAUCUUCGAGACGCGAACAGAAGCAACAUAGAUACUGAUGACGGUGACAGUAGGGAUGAGGAGCUUGUGAUUGAUAUGAAAGAGGACGAGGCAUUUGAAAAUAGGAACAAUGAAAAUGAAUUGGAAAAUGAGAAAAGUAACAAGAAGACCACCGAGGUUCUGGAAAAGCCACUGGUCUGCAAACAUUGUCGAAUGAAGUUCACCCGUCUACGCGGCUUCAAGUUGCACGUUCAAUUGUCACAUCUGAAGCGACUCUUUUUCCUGUGCCCUUACUGCGAUCGCAGCACUAACUCAGAAGUGAUUAUGCGCCAGCAUAUUCGUUCGAAGCAUCCGAACGAUCCGGAAAGGAUUGUACCCAAUCCACAAUCUACAUGGGGAAGCGCGAAACUGACCAAUGAGUUCUGGGAAAAGGAAUACGGUCUUGUUUUCCCGCUGAAAACUAAGAAGCGAAAAUUGAUGGCAAAUGAUAACAGCAGUGAUGGCGGUAGUAUCAAUGGUGCUAAUGAUGGUGAUGGCAGUGGCAAUAGUAAUGGCAAUGGUGGUGACAAUGGCAAUGGUAAUGGUAAUGGCAGUGGCAGUGGCAGUGGCAGUGGUAAUGGUAAUGGCAAUGACAAUGACACUAAUACUGAUACUGGUACUGGCAUUGGCACUGGCACUGGCAAUGACAAUUGUAAUGACAAUGACAGUGUCAGUGACAGUGGCAUUGGCGCUACUACUGACACUACUACCACCUCUGGCAAUGGCAAUAGCAAAGUCGGUGCUGGUAGCGGUAGUAGCGAUAGAGGCAAGAACAUUACCAGCGACCGUAUGGAUGUCCGGGAGAAUUGUUGUGAAAUUUGCGGCUUCACAGCCGUGAAUUAUACCGGACUGAAGUCGCACAUGAGGAUGCACGCCGCUCCCAAGCACAAUCUAAAGUGCUCGUACUGUACUUAUAGUUGUUCCCUAAAGGCUGAACUGCUAGAACAUUGGAAGUACAAUCAUCCCUUGCUGCCGUUGAAGCGUCAGGAAUUGCCGACGACCGAAUUCUACGAAACGAGUAAACCAUCAUCGUCUAAGAAACGAGACAUCAGUAUCUACGAUGCAUUGGACGACGUGGAGGAGGAAUGCAUGUUUAACAGCAAUCCGGUAAAUAUGACCUACAGCUGCUUCUACUGUAAUUUCCGCCACAAAUCAUUGUCGUACAUUAAACGGCAUUGGAUUAUUAACCACAAGGAAUGGAAAACCUCGAAGAAUGCUCCAAUGAUCAGUCUACCGUUUAAAUACAAGCAAAUACAUUUGCCAAUUUCGAAAUUAUCAUCUAAUAAUUGCGUGAAUGAAAAUGUCAUUGAGUUGCCUCACGAUUUUGUAAAGCGAUCCAAAAAAUGUGGCUGGGUCUGUCAAUGGUGCGAGGAAUUCUGCGAAACGGACGAGGACAGAAUAACCCAUCAGAAUAUGUUCCAUUCGCAUCUACCGCAGAACUUCAAACAGCAAGAGGAGCAACAACAACAACAGCAGGAGGAUCAAUCAAAAAGUACGUCGGCACAGGCUUUCGCGCAUAAUGUCGAGAAACAUCCAAGUCUCACGGCAAAGAGCGAGGACGUUUUCAACUUGAAUUCGGUUGUGGAAAACCUGAUGAGUCAGAUCGAACGGAAUGAGACGAGUGAUCCGAGGAACAAGAUUGGUCAGAGUUGCGCUUCGAUGUCGAAGGAAGGUAGCGGUAGGGCUGUCGCGAGAAAGUCCACGACUAGAUCAGCUCUUCUGUAUUCAAGACCGGGCCCACGCAUAUUUAAAGCUGUUGCUCGCAAGUCCACGAAUCCGCUACCCAAAUAUCGAUCAAGCAUCUUCGCCUCACGCUCGGCAACAUCGCAGCUCGUGAAGACGGAAUCUGAGAGGGAAGAGACGAGUAGCGACCAAUCGUACUCACAUUAUGGGAUACCAAAGAGUCCCGUUAAUUUGAGCAACUUGAGCACGUACAUGAUAGUCGGAGGUCACAGUAUGAGAGUGAACUGUCUCACUCUCGCCACAUUGAUCAAUAUCAAUCCGAAAGUAAUAUUGAGGGACGUUAGGAAGGAUUCUAGAUACGCUGGAAUUUUUUGCAAUUCUGUUUCCGAAUAACGUUACUGUAUAAUGAUUUCCUACGCAAUUAAGAUGCACAUAAUUUUUUCCUGGUUAAAUAUGUUCCGUUAAUGAUUACUCGUGAAUCAGUGUAAGAAUUAGCACGUAAGCGUAAUUUUAACAAAAAUAUCCCAAUGAUAAUUUCUAUACGAAAUUUAUUUAUGAUGAAACUUAUUUAUGGAGCAAAGAGUACAGAAUGUCAUAACGCCGAAAAAUUCAAUUUUAAUAUUAUUUGUACAUCUUUGCUUUUGUGUUCCUCAUCUCACAGAACUGUAACGUGUACAUAGCAAAUGCGGUUAUUUAUAACAUAAUCGUGUAUAUAUAUAUAUAUAUAUAUAUAUAUAUAUAAAAUAAGAAAUAAUAGAGAAAGAAAAGAUAAAUCUCUCGAGUAUAUGUUUAAUGUGAUACUUUUAUAUGUGGAAAAACUGUUUGUUGAAGUCAAAAGUUUCUUUUAUCUCACAAUUUAUUAUGCACUCGCAUCGUAAUAAUUACUGAAAUUAAGCUAUUUUAUAUAUUUUUUUCGUAAAAUUAUAGUUAUGUUAAUUUAUAUUACUUACAUUCAUACUAUUAACAUUAUGUGAUAUUUAUGUCAUUUGAAACAACACAAUAUACGCAGAUAAUUAUAACUGAUACAAAAAGAAGUAAAGGCAUAAAACAUUAUAAUAAUUCACUUGCACCAUGUAAAUAUUUUAUUUAAGCGUUGUAUUUAAAUAUCUUAUAUUUUAUAUUUAUCCUACCUUUAUGAAAUAGAGAUAAAAACUUGCAUAUUUAUUUCAAAUUCGUAUACCAUUACUUCAGCAUCGUGUGUGUGUGUGUAUAUACACAUCAGAAUUUUCGUAUUGCAAGAUAUCUUUAGUGAGUUUUCGUUUUCAACUAAUAAAUUCGUUCAAUAAAUGAUAAAAAACAAUGAGUAGAAGAAUUUGAAAAGAUAAGACUGACAAGCGUCCUAUAUAUCAUAAUAGGAAUAGCUUUUAAGACAACUGUAAAUAACAUAUAUGUAUCAUAUCUCAAAUAAAUAUUUUUGAUUUUUAUAAAUUCA
Messenger RNA from Ooceraea biroi (clonal raider ant), 16987 nucleotides. RefSeq lists its product as uncharacterized. The record is from RefSeq and is a predicted model, not a curated record. Lineage: Eukaryota; Metazoa; Arthropoda; Insecta; Hymenoptera; Formicidae.